UUGCGACCGAAUGAAUGAGAUCUCAAUUGCUUACAAACAGAGGGUUAAAGAUAAUCCCGUUUUAUCACACGAUUUGAGUACAACUUCUUCACCAAUUGAAAGAUCGGACGUCUAUUCAACGCCUAAACCAAAGAAACCAACGACUGGUCAGAAGAAGGAUAUUAGAGAUAAUAAUAUUCAAAAGAGUGAAUAUAAUUCAGAUUUAUUGGACAAAUUGAAUACAAGAUUAACCACUGAUUGUCAAGAAGUGGGCGAAGUUUUGCCAAAUGUCGGAAAUAUGAUGUCAAAAAUUCUUCUUAACAUUAGUGACGAUAAUGAGAUAAUAUGGGAGAAAAGUGUGGCGAAGACACCAGAAAGAAGUGUAAAUCGUUUUGUUUGUCACGAGUCUGUGAGGCGAGUGCUCAACGACUGGGGAACAGUUGACUUCGUAAAGCCGGAGCUCUUAGACAACAACGAUCCCAAAUCAUUGGACAUCAAAUAUCUAUCGCUGGGUUUCGUUAGAAAUGAGACCAAAGGGAAGUCAAUGUCUCCCAUUCUUACCGAAGCCAAGCUCUUCCACAGGCCGUCAGACGAUAUCAUAACCGACGAAGAGAUUGAAUGUCUGCGCGCUUUGAACUUCUCUAUAGUGGGAGUGAUGUUAAAUGAGGGGACGUUUGCCACGAUCUACGAGUCCAGACACGAGUGCGGUCUCGAUAUUGCCAUUAAAAGAAGUCUAGCGUUUGGACAAAGUUAUGCCGAAUUGAAUGCAUUCACAGCGCUCUCCAAACACGACAAUAUUGUCGGCUUCUAUGGCUUUCAAAGAAUCGGUUGUCGAAUGUAUUUAUUCCUAGAGUUGACACAAUCGGGAGAUUUGGCUCACUAUCUGUUCAAUGAGUACAGAGACGAAGACUUGUCCGAGAAUGAGAUCCAUGGCAUCUUCUCCGAUGUGUUCAAAGGUGUCCAAUACAUGCAUUCAAAGGGUUACAGUCAUCGAGACCUUAAACUACAGAAUGUUCUGGUGUUCGCCGAGAAGAAUGGAGUCUCACUUCGCCAUAAGUUAUGCGAUUUUGGAUCAGCUCGUGGAGACACCCGACUCACAGAUGAAAGUGUAAAACUGAGCACCACUUUAAUCGGUUUCAUUCAAUCAAAGGCACCAGAAGAGGCUAUCUGUGCCUACAAUCCAAUAGUGAGUGACAUCUAUUCAUUGGGAGUGAUUCUCUACCAAUUGUCACAUUCGGGUGACUUUCCCUUUGGUUUGUUUCAAAGCAACCAAAACAUAAAGAAACUGAUCGAGAAUCUCACUCUUUGCAAACUGUGGUCAAAUUCUAUCACUUAUUCGUCUUUUAUUUCCGAAGACUUGAGGAAUUUAUUGAAACGAAUGCUCAGUCCUUUCCCAAAAUUUAGGAUUACUUUGGAUGAGAUUGAAUCCCAUGAAUGGUUUGUCAAAGAAGACAGACCUUAA
Medioppia subpectinata is the source of this 1441-nucleotide messenger RNA. NCBI's taxonomy places the organism in Eukaryota, Metazoa, Arthropoda, Arachnida, Sarcoptiformes, Oppiidae. The record is from the annotation of a GenBank genome assembly.